Messenger RNA from Alligator mississippiensis (American alligator), 3114 nucleotides. RefSeq names its product XK related 6 (gene XKR6). Lineage: Eukaryota; Metazoa; Chordata; Crocodylia; Alligatoridae. Gene Ontology annotation, biological process: engulfment of apoptotic cell; apoptotic process involved in development; phosphatidylserine exposure on apoptotic cell surface. The transcript is spliced from 3 exons. The record is from RefSeq and is a predicted model, not a curated record. The coding region runs from base 8 to 1858 and encodes 616 amino acids. Gene Ontology annotation, cellular component: plasma membrane.
GCACAAGAUGGCGGCCAAGUCGGACGGCGGCGGCGGGUUCGCCCAGCUGCACAACCUGGACGAGGCGGGCUGCGGCGGCGGCGGCGGCGGCGGUGGGGCGGCGGCGGACGGCGCGGACGAGGCGGGCGGCAGCAGCUCGCUGCACAUCUGCCACUGCUGCAACACGUCGUCGUGCUACUGGGGCUGCCGGAGCGCCUGUCUGCGCAGCCUGCUGGGCGGCCGCGGGCCGGGGCCGGGGCCGGGAGCGGGGCCGGGGCCGGGAGCGGGGCCGGGGGGCGGCGGGGAGCCGCCGGGGCCGGGGCCGGGGCCGGGGCCGGGCCCGCCGUCGGGGGAGCGGCCGUGGCUGGACUGCCUGUGGAUCGUGCUGGCGCUGCUGGUGCUGCUGGGCGACGUGGGCACGGACCUGUGGCUGGCGCUGGACCACUACGCGCGGCGGGACUACGUGUGGUGCGCGCUCACCCUGGCCUUCGUGCUGCUGCCGUCCGUGCUGGUGCAGAUCCUCAGCUUCCGCUGGUUCGUGCAGGACUACACGGGCGGCGGGCUGGGCGCCGUGCAGGGCCUCAGCAGCCGCGGGCCGCCCAUGCUGGGCCGCCGCGGGCCGCCCGCCGCCAGCCCCGGCGCGCAGCGCCUCUGCAGGGCCAGCGUCUGGGUCUGGCAGAGCGUCAUCCACCUGCUGCAGAUGGGCCAGGUCUGGAGGUAUAUCCGAACCAUGUACCUGGGGAUCCAGAGCCAGCGGCAGAAGGAACACCAGCGGCGCUUCUACUGGGCUAUGAUGUACGAAUAUGCAGACGUAAACAUGUUGCGCCUCCUGGAGACUUUCCUCGAGAGCGCCCCCCAACUGGUGCUACAGCUCUGCAUUAUGAUCCAAAAGAACCGUGCAGAAACAUUACCAUGUGUGUCCUCUGUGGCGUCCCUGAUGUCCCUGGCUUGGGUGCUAGCCUCCUAUCACAAGCUUCUUCGGGACUCUAGGGACGACAAGAAGAGUAUGAGCUACAGAGGGGCCCUCAUACAUCUCUUCUGGCGCCUCUUCACCAUCUCAUCCAGAGUUAUUUCUUUUGCUCUCUUUGCUUCCAUCUUCCAGCUCUACUUUGGGAUCUUUGUAGUGGUCCACUGGUGUGCCAUGGCUUUCUGGAUCAUCCAUGGCGGGACAGACUUCUGCAUGUCUAAGUGGGAGGAGAUCCUCUUCAACAUGGUGGUAGGGAUUGUGUACAUUUUCUGCUGGUUUAAUGUCAAGGAAGGGCGGACUCGAUACCGAAUGUUUGCAUAUUACACUGUAGUCUUGACAGAGAAUGCUGCCUUGACACUCCUUUGGUAUUUUUACAGAGAUCCUAACACUACUGACUCAUAUGCCGUGCCAGCACUGUGUUGUGUCUUUCUUAGCUUUGUUGCUGGGAUAGCUUCGAUGCUGUUAUAUUAUGGUGUGCUGCAUCCCAUGGGGCCAAGAGCUAAGAUUUUAGUCAGCUCCUGUUGUGCCGAGCUGCUCUGGGGCAUUCCUUUGCCCCCUGAUGUUGAGCCCAUGGCACCUCAAACCCCUGGGUACCGGGGGGCCCAGGCUACGCCUACCAGAGCGGUCACGGAGCAACAGGAGGAACUCACAGCUGACACUUGCUUGCCAGUUUUCCAGGUGAGAGCAAUGGUGCCAUCUACUCCAUCUGGGCGGCCCUACCCCCCAGAAGGUCCUCUCAUUAAGAUUGACAUCCCAAGAAAAAGGUACCCCGCAUGGGAUGCUCAUUUUGUAGACAGGAGGUUAAGAAGGACUAUCAACAUUCUCCAGUAUGUCACCCCCACAGCCGUAGGUAUUAGGUAUAGAGACGGACCUCUCUUAUAUGAGUUGCUACAAUAUGAAUCUUCACUUUAAAGCUCCUUUAAAAAAGAGAAAAAAAAAGGUAAAAGAGGGGACCUUAUUUUUGUUUACGGUAAAUACAGAUCAUGAAACAACCACAGCCCUUCCGAUAAGCUUUCUUUCUGGUUGCUGUAUGUAUAAAAAAAAAGAAAAAAAAAAAAGAUAUUCUCUAUGUUUUGUAAGUAAAAACAAAAAGAAAAACUUUUCUUUUGUUUUUUACACGCAAGAAACAGUAUUUCAACUUCCACACCUAGGAUCCAGAGGUGGAGAAGAGGCGUCUCCGUAUCCGUUUUAUACCUUAUACCAAGUGUUAACAUUAUUUAUGGGAUUGGUGCUGAUUGAAAAAUAAAAACAAACAAACAAACAAACAAACCUACAACUGCCUUAUGCCCUGAGGUGCUGAGUUUCAUUAAGUACUGUCACCUUUCUCAUGCAAAACUCUUCAGUGAUUUUAUGCCAGGAAAAAAAAAAAACGAACAACCGUAAUGUACAAAACGUUAAAAAAAAAAAUAAUAAGCAAAGAAAAGCAAAGAGAAACAACAACAGCAAACCUACAACGAUGACAAAAAAAAAGAAACGCGCAAACAAAAAAAUCGCUGCUCUUAUUGGCUUUUGGUGAAAAAGCAAACCCGAUUAAAGAUGAGAAAGCAAAGCAGAGACACCCCAAAAGACGUUUGAAUCUUAAAUGGUUGAAAGAGAAGAUCAGGGCCGUAACACCAUUUGGCGACAUGAUCAUAACAUAGUUUGGUCCUGUCGUUGCGGGCUGGAUCAAACCCUGUUAUGAAAGCAAUCCCCCGACACAAUGGUUUUCUUAAUGUGAAUGGACCACACGUGAUGGCCAGCUACGCCCAAUUUGCACCAAAUUCCCCCAGUGAUACUGUACCUGAUCUCACUUGCAACAGUUUUACACACCGUAACUCCAUGGACUUCAGUCGGCCUACUCCUGAUUCACGCUGAUGCGAGUGAGUCCAGAAGGAGGCCUGUCAUGUUGAUUUCUGGAAACUAAUCCGUGAUCUUUAAAUUACAUACCAAAAAUAUAGUACAAAAGUAGAUUUACGCAUAUCGAAUAACUAUUUCAGUAAUAAUAAAACUCAGCAUAGUAGCAAAAAGAAAGUCAAUUUAAAGGCACAAUACUUGAUCAGUGACUGGCAAAAUAAUUUGACCUGCUGUAUCAUUUUAAGGCUGUAAAAAGGCAUACUUGUAUUCUUUGUACUCUUGUGUACGGCCUGUCAUGUUCCAUUCAGUACAAGCCUUAAAGUGAUUGUAAAGCA